This is a messenger RNA of Paramecium octaurelia, 1258 nucleotides long. The record is from the annotation of a GenBank genome assembly. Lineage: Eukaryota; Ciliophora; Oligohymenophorea; Peniculida; Parameciidae.
GAUGAGUUCAACACUUAGAUCUGAUUAGAUUAUAUAUUUCGGAACUUCAAAUACUCCACAAAUUCCAUGUAGAUUUCAUGAGGACUAUAUUAUUCAAAAUUUUUGCAAGAAAUAGUACUAAAUUUGAAUAAUAGUUUAGAGAUUGCAGUUUACCAAUGUGUCCAGAAUGUAUAAAGAUUCAUUAGGAAGAACAUGAACAAGAAAGAGUAACCAGCGACAUUGAUUUAUUUUCUAAUUGUUUGACUGAAUAAUAUAAUAAGUCAUUGGAAUAUCUUAAUCUUUGGGCAAUAGAUGUUUAAGAAUCCAGUAAUUUAUAAGAAGAGGUAUAAAAGGCACAGGAAGUAAGUUGCAUCUAUAACAUUCAUAGUUUUAGCUCUAAAGGUUUUAGGAGGCUAAGAAACAAUUUUAUAAGGUUAUAGACGACUAUUUUAGAAUUUUUGAAUCUACAAUUGCAAAUGAAACCUAAAAAUCAACUCAAGAUUUAAUUAAAUUGGUUAGAUCUAGACAUAGAAUAGAAUAUUUGGAAUGGAAAACCUUACAUGAAAAUUUACAAAAACUCAACUCAGACAAGGUAUUUAAAAUUAAUUUAAUAUAGUGCUUACCUCCAUUAAUUCAAAUAUAUUCAGAUCCAAGAUAGUCACCUUAAGCAAUCUAUUUAAAAAAUCAUUAGGAGCAUGUUGAAUAAUUAAAUAAACUCAAAUUAAACAUUAGAUAAGUGGUUGUUAAUGAUAAUCUAAAUUAAAUCCUUACCUUAUUAAAAUAAUAUAUUUACAUAACAGCUCCUGUGUAGGAUUCCUAAAUUUAAUAAGUAUAAAUUACUAAUACUGUUUAACCAAUUUUAUAAACCUAGUAAAUAGUGUAAGCUUAACCAAUUGUGCAAAAUUAAGCAGUUGUUUAAACUCAAUCUAUUGCGAAUUAAGCAAUAAAUUAAAACAAAUAUCAAUCUAGGGUUAUAUAACCUUUCAGUGCCAUCAGAGAGUACACACCUUUAUAACCUGUUUUGUAUUAACAAACGCCAAUGGUCCCUAUUGAACCUUUACAAAUAUACCCUUAGCAGUUUUAUCAUCCACACCCUGUUUUAUAAGAACCUAUGGUAAUGCCAGUUCUGACAGGUUAAUAAUCAACCCCUCCACAGAUAAUAAGAUCUCCAGUAAAAAAUUUAUAACCAGUUCUUGAAGCAGGAUCCUUAAAUGGACAACUAAGAGAGACGAUGGCACAAAGAUAUUAUGAUUAAAUGUUAAAAAAUGAAAUAAAAUGA